This is a messenger RNA of Mytilus trossulus (common blue mussel), 2574 nucleotides long. RefSeq names its product BTB/POZ domain-containing protein 17-like. The coding region runs from base 204 to 1622 and encodes 472 amino acids. The record is from RefSeq and is a predicted model, not a curated record. NCBI's taxonomy places the organism in Eukaryota, Metazoa, Mollusca, Bivalvia, Mytilida, Mytilidae. The transcript has 2 exons. Gene Ontology annotation, molecular function: protein binding.
CAAUAUUUGCCAGCAUGUCAACAGUUCACACCAUACGGCUAAUGAUUGAAUUUGGACAUCAAGUUGACAAUUCUACAUCUACCAUUCAAGGUCUCUAGAUCUAAACAAUGGGUUCUAUUAAGGUUCCACGACUAGAUUUGGAGGAUUUUUGACAUCAAGUUGACAAUUCUACAUCUACCAUUCAGCGUCUCUAGAUCUAAACAAUGGGUUCUAUUAAGGUUCCACGACUAGAUUUGGAGGAUUUUGGACAUCAAGUUGACAAUUCUACAUCUACCAUUCAGCGUCUCUAUCAACUGUACUGUGAUCCUGUAUUAAGUGACUUACAGCUUAUUGUGGGCCAGAAAUCAUAUUUUGCCCAUAAAUUAAUUUUGAGUAUAAGUAGCGAUGUUUUUAAGACAAUGCUGACAAGUCCUACUUGGCCAGAAGCAUAUACUGAUAAAAUUUAUUUGGAAGAGGAGCCUCAUUGUGGACUUGUUUUUGAAGAUUUUCUACAGUAUUUGUACACAGGAAAGGUUCAUCUGAGUCAUACAAGCGUUUUACCGGUAAUAAUUCUGGCCGAUAAAUAUAACAUUAGUGACUUAUCAGCCGUUUGUGUAGAAUACAUGUGUAAUCAUUUAACUGCACCGAGGACAGAAAGUUGUGUGUUAUCUUGGCUGAAUUACUCUGUCAUGUGUAACCAUAGAAACUUGGAGAAAGUAUGUGAAAGUUAUAUCACAGCAAAUUUUCAGUAUGUCAUGGAAACUGAUGAGUUUUUAACAAUAUCUUUCGAUUUGUUAUUAAAGUUUUUGAAAUCAUCAGACAUUGUUAUAACAAGUGAAAUAUCCCUAUACCAGUAUGCCAUGAAAUGGGCGGAGAAGAAUAUUCUACCUUCCAUCAAACCAGAGACUUAUUUACCUGAAAACCUGAGCUUGUUGAUGCAAAUAGUUUUAUCAAUAAGGCAAUGUCUUAUGUCAAGGGAAGAUUUGUUAUUAUUUCAGAGUGGUACGAAGCAGAUAGCUGAAUAUUUACAUAAAGUAACGGGAGUUAGCUGCUUUCCAGAAAUAAAAAGCGAGCAAUACCAAAAUUUAAAAUCACCCCUGUCUGCGUUGAUUAAAACAACAGGGAGCAAUACUUCUCCAAGGAUAUAUACUUGUGAUGCAUGGUGUACUGAAAUUAGCGUACCAAAUGUUAAUGAGGUUCAACCAGGGGAAAUAUUGGGAGCAUUCUACUCUACGCCAAGUUCUUUUAAAGCUGACAGUGAUGAAAGCUGGGAUUGGCAUAUUGAUCUUUAUCCUAGGGGUGUUUUAUUUCGUGGUUGCAUGAUGAUUGGUCACUAUGGUAACCACAGUAUUGAUGAGGUGAUCUAUGAACGAGUCCGUCUGGCUAUUUCAUCAAAUUCAUCUGAUUGCAGAUCUGUAAAAGUGACCGUCUUAGUUUAUGGACUUCAGAAUGGUGUUGAAUAUGUUGUAAAGGCAAUAACAAAAACAUGCCUUUUCACUUCAGAACAUGUAAUCCAUCAUGUCAAUGACCUUGUGGCUUUCAGUGACCUUGAAUCUAAACAGUCUCCAUUUCUCUUGGGUGAAGAUCAUAAUGAAUUUAAAAUCAAAAUAAUCAUCAGGCCUUUUAGUUCUCUAAUUGCAUGAAAUAAACAUGAUAAGUGGCACAUGUGUAUUACAAUUUAGCGGUUUAACACACAGUUACAAGUAUGUUAACUUACAAUACUGUUUAGUUUAAUUAAUGAUGUUAUUUUUUGGAGGAUGUUAAGUUGCCAUAUUUGUAUAAUUAACAGUUGUGCAUGUAAUAGUUUUAAGUUUUAUAUUUGUUAUAUUGUUUCUUAACCAUGUUUACCAGAGCAUUUGUUAACAUUGUAUUAUAACAGAGGCACAAUUAAUUAUUGUUUACCAGAGCAUUUGUUAACAUUGUAUUAUAACAGAGGCACAAUUAAUUGUUGUUUACCAGAGCAUUUGUUAACAUUGUACUAUAACAGAGGCACAAUUAAUUGUUGUUUACCAUGUUUACCAGAGCAUUUAACAUUGUAUUAUAACAGAGGCACAAUUAAUUGUUGUUUACCAGAGCAUUUGUUUAUAUAUUAUAUCUUAUUAUUUUUAGAUUACAUCUGAUCUUCAGUUAAGUCCAUGUUUAUUACUAUGUCAGAUUUAUUUGUAUGUUACUUUUAUACUUGUUUAUGAUGUUAUAUAUAAAUACAUUUUAAUAGUUUGCAUGAAAGAAAAAGAUAUCAGCGGGGACAGUGGAAAAUGUAAUUCAAACUUUCAUAUCUGUAUAGAGCAAUCAUGUAUUGUUUGACAUAAAUUUUAUUGUACCCUUGGCGAGCAGGAAAUCUUUCAUCAAUGUCUAAUAUUGAAUAGUGUUAUAAUGUAUGCUCUGUCAUUGCUUGUAAGGCAUAUCAUGGGACUUUGUUUUUCACUUGUGGAUCAGAUGUCAUUUUCCUUAACAGAAGUAUUUGAGCACUACCGUGAUUAAACAUGUUAUAGGGCCAGUAUUAUUUAAGUUAGUGUUUGCUAUGGUUAUAUUUUUGUUGAAUUGCAUGUUAUUAGAAGAUUGUGCUUUCUAAAAAAAGCAUGUAGGGCAGCAAUG